AUGACCGAGAAUAAAGUGUCUCAUUAUAUUGUGUUUCACAAACUUACCAAAGGUCUCUUGACUUUCGCAGGACUUUGGCCUUACGAAAAUUCAAAUUAUUUCUACAAAAUCCUACCGUACAUUGAAUUAAUCAUAAGUAUAGGAAUCGUGAUAGCAAUUUUUGGUUUCGUACGCCAACAUUUUUCCAGUGUUAGUCUGGUUACUCGUGGCCUAAGUAUUAUGACAAGUUUCAUUACAGUCAUUUUGAAACUAAAAUGUAUGUCGACAUAUCGAGAAGAUUUAAAGGAGUUGCAUAAUUACCUUGACUCUUCCUUCAGUGCAUUCCUUGAAAAUUCAAAACUAACAAAACCUAUUUUGAAAAAAGUUCAAAUUUUUACAAACUUAUCGGUCGUUUUUACUGUAUGUGUUUUAAUUUCCGUGUGUUUUUACAUUAUAAACCCAUUAAUUUUUAUAAUACAGCAUUAUAAACUCACGGGAGUAAAGUAUCCCUUAAUUUAUCCGAGUAGUUAUCCUUGGGAAGUGCCACCAAGUGGAUUUUACUAUCAACUUCACUUUGUUUUUGAAUUACUCGCAUCAUGGACAUUGCUUCUCGUCACUACGGGUAUCGAUUCUUUAUUUACCCUUUAUAUUUUUAUGAUGAUUGGCCAAUUGCGUGAAAUGUCCUAUUCUAUAACACACAUUGACAAUACUCAGGACAAAGAUCUUGUGAUCCGUAAGUGUAUUGACCAAUACGAAAAGUUACUAAGAGCUAAAUCUAUAAUUGAAACCCUUUUUGGGCCCGUAAUUUUGUGGAUCAUUGGAACAAAUGCAAUUGUACUGUGCACGCUACUGUUCCAAAUAACGCAGAUGAAAAGUAUAUCGAUGCUACGAGGAAUGUUAUUCAUCACAUACUUUACAUUGAAGAUUGUCCAAACUUUUAUGUACGCGUGGAGCGGCUCUUGUUUAACUGAAGAGAGUGAAAAAUAUCGUUAUGCGGUUUACGCAUCUAAUUGGUACGGCGACAAGCGUCUUAUUACUACUGCAAUUAUUACGAUGGCUCAAAAGCCAUUGACGCUGACUGCUUGCAACUUCGGCGUAGUUUCAAUUGAUAUUUUUGUUAUGGUACUUAAUACGACAGUGUCGUAUUUUUUCCUACUACAAACUCUGGAUCAGUGAUGAUUGCUAUUACUAGUACGUUGAGAUGGUG
Cotesia congregata is the source of this 1186-nucleotide messenger RNA. Lineage: Eukaryota; Metazoa; Arthropoda; Insecta; Hymenoptera; Braconidae. The record is from the annotation of a GenBank genome assembly.